Prionailurus viverrinus (fishing cat) is the source of this 2564-nucleotide messenger RNA. RefSeq names its product GLI family zinc finger 4 (gene GLI4). Lineage: Eukaryota; Metazoa; Chordata; Mammalia; Carnivora; Felidae. Gene Ontology annotation, cellular component: PcG protein complex; transcription regulator complex. The coding region runs from base 938 to 2395 and encodes 485 amino acids. Gene Ontology annotation, biological process: regulation of transcription by RNA polymerase II. Gene Ontology annotation, molecular function: RNA polymerase II cis-regulatory region sequence-specific DNA binding; DNA-binding transcription factor activity, RNA polymerase II-specific. The record is from RefSeq and is a predicted model, not a curated record. The transcript is spliced from 4 exons.
CUCUCUCCCUCCGUCCCCCCCCCCCCCCGUGAUGUCACUUCCUUGGUGAGCUCUCCUUGGACCACAGAGCCCUCGUGUGCUUCCUUAAAGCUUUUACACCUGUGGUGUGGGUGUGUUUGCCAAUUUGUUGUUUCUCUCCCACACGCACUAGAAUGUGAGCUCCACUGAGCCCAGGAGCUGGCCUGUCCCAGGUAUACCCCAGGGCCUGGCAUUAGAUCAGGCGGAGGGGAGCCGCAGGGGAUUUUUACAGGGCCUGGCGGUUGGAACCCUGCGCGUGUGUGGGGAGUGAGGCUGGCGGAGCUGGGAGCAGGCAGCAGCUGUUCGCACCUUCUACGUUUUGGCAGGAGUCAACUGCUGAGGGCCGGUACCGGCCUGUCUCCCCCACCCCACCCCCACCCCCACACAGUGAGUCCUUCACAAGCCCCUGGUCUUCCAGCUUCUCUCCUGCCUGCGGCCAGUGUCCAGAUGCUUGGGCUUGGUCUCCCCUCCCUCCGCCCCGAGCAUCCCCGCAGCUGGGGGCUCCCUGGCUGUGGGUCUUCCCUUCCUGCCUUCAUGCUGUCCACCCGCCGGGACUCAGGGCCAGCGCGGCAAGCAAAUGCCUGGACGUCCAUCCCUGCUGGGUUGGUUCACAGAAGCUAUUUCCAGCUAUUUGCUUUUCCUAACAAGAAGGAGACUGACGCCUAAAUUUCUUUGGGGGGGAUGUAAGAACGGGGCUGAAAAAGACUUCGGAGGAACAGCAGGAAGAAUUCCAUGUUAAGUUUGGGGAAAUUUUGUAACAGCCGCUCCUCAGGCCCUAGGGUUUGGGAACAUUUUGGUGGUAGGCAGUUUAGAGGGGCCCUUGAGACAGUCCAAAAAAGGAGAGUCUGUUUUCAGCCAGCUCCCCAGCAACCGGUGGCCGUCCAGAAGGAACACCGCGAGGGAAGAGGUGCCACUGAGGAUGCUUUGGGUGCAGCUCUUCGGUGGACUAGGGGCUGUUGCCGCCGGGAGGGCUCGGGGACGGCGAGAUCGCUGCGGGGCUGGGGGCGCCCGUCCCGCCCGGGUCAGCCGGGCCCUCCCCGCGCCACGGAGGCGCAGGUCCUCCGGAGCCCAGAGCGUCCCGGAAGUGCACGCGCGAGGCCGGGGCGGGGCGAGGGCGCACUUCCGGCCGGCGCGCGGGCGGCCGCCUCCCGCUCGGAAGGUCCCAGGUGUGCAUGCCUUCAGCAGGCCUUGGGGAAGAUGGCGACCCUGGGGGACGGUCAGGAGCCCCCUCGUGUCCCGUCCCCUGUCAAUCUUGCGUCACCAGGGACGCCUGGAACCCACCGCCUCGAGGCCCGGCUUCACCUCCACGGUCAUCGACACGACUCCCCUGGCUGCAGCCCUGAGGUGCUCUCCCAGCCACCGCAGGAGGAGGAGGAGCGGUCCCACCUGGAUCUCCGAGAUGUGGAGGAGGUCCGGAUCGGCCGAGGUACCUGCUGGCCGGGUGGAUUCCGAGGCGGAGCCGGAGCCGGCUCCCUCCUCUCCCCACCCCCGCGACCCUGAAGAGGAGGUGCACCAGGACAGGGGGCCCCUGAGGACCCUUCUCAGGAGCCUUCCCCGUAGACCCAAGUGUGGGGACAGCUUUGGGCAGGAGUCCAGCUCGGAGCGGCCCACGGGCCAGCCGCAGGGGACCGGGCCCUGCCCCCAGAAGAGGGGCACCUGGCGCGUGACGCCGCCGCCGCAGGGAGCCUCCGGGACCGAGGGGGACCCCGAGCGGGCCGCCGAGCCGGAGGGCGGCUUCGGCAGGGGCCCGGGCCCCGGGGUCCGGCAGGGCGGCCCGCGGGCCGGGAAGCCGCACAGGUGCGAGGCCUGCGGCAAGAGCUUCAAGUACAAGUCGCUGCUGCUCAAGCACCAGCGCAUCCACACGGGCGAGAAGCCGUACGCCUGCCACGAGUGCGGCAAGCGCUUCCGCGGCUGGUCGGGCUUCAUCCAGCACCACCGCAUCCACACGGGCGAGAAGCCGUACGAGUGCGGCCAGUGCGGCCGCGCCUUCAGCCACAGCUCGCACUUCACGCAGCACCUGCGCGUCCACAACGGCGAGAAGCCCUACGAGUGCGGCGAGUGCGGCCAGGCCUUCAGCCAGAGCUCCAACCUGGUGCGGCACCAGCGGCUGCACACGGGCGAGAAGCCGUACGCCUGCAGCCAGUGCGGCAAGGCCUUCAUCUGGAGCUCCGUGCUCAUCGAGCACCAGCGCAUCCACACGGGCGAGAAGCCGUACGAGUGCCCCGACUGCGGCAAGGCCUUCCGCGGCCGCUCGCACUUCUUUCGGCACCUGCGGACCCACACGGGCGAGAAGCCCUUUGCCUGCGGCGCCUGCGGCAAGGCCUUCGGCCAGAGCUCGCAGCUCAUCCAGCACCAGCGGGUGCACUACCGGGAGUAGCGCGCGGCAGGCGGCCUGCGGCCCCGGGUGGGGGUGGGGGGCGGCGGGUCGGCCCCCGAUGGAGGGGGAGGCUCCGGAGAGAGGGCCCCCGCCUCCUGCCCCCGUCCUGCUCGGCGCCGGCAGCCCCGCGGGCCGAGUGGCCCGAAUAAAUUCUUUUUGAUUGACGGAA